UUACUGACGCGCCCAUUGUUUUGAUUUGAGAACAGAACAAACCAAAUAAAUCCGUCGUCUUUUUCUGUAUUAAAUAUCGAACCGACUGAGCUGCCUCGCAGUGUUAACAUCUAAUACAUUUUAUACGCAUAUUCUGUAUCACGCUACGGUCGCACACACAGCUUUAGAUCUUCUUUUUCAACCAUAACACAGUCUGUUACAUUUAAACUCCCCUCCCCCCCCCCCAUAACUUUGUUGGAGUGGUUUCGCCCAGGUUUGAACUGGAACGUUGACGUUGUUGCUGUACGUAUCUUUUAAACGGUGGAACGAUACAUUGUUACCAGUCAGCGAAUGUACGUCAUCUUUUAACAACGGCACCGAAAUACCGACAACAGACUGUUACUGAAAUGCCAAAUCAAAUGGACGAGGCUCCGGAAGAUUCCCCAGCUGACCUUCCCUGUCUGGAAAAACUUGACUCUCCUACGGGGAGCCCACCCACCGCCUCAUUAUCCAGUCUGAUGGAGCUGGAAAAUUGUGUUUCCAACCUGAGCCUCGCGCAUGAGAUAGUGGUGAACAGAGACUUCUGCUUCAAACCCCAGAGCCCUCCCACAGACAGCCUGGAGGGCAGAGUGACAGAGAUUGUUCACCGAGCGUUUUGGGACAGUCUUCAAGAGCAGCUGAACGGUGAUCCUCCGAACUACAACCAUGCUGUCAUUCUGCUCCAGGAAGUCAAGAGUAUGCUUCUGUCCCUGCUGCUGCCCGGUCACGUCAGACUGAGAUCCCAGCUGGACGAGGUGCUGGACAUGGAGCUGAUCCAGCAGGAGGUUAAUCAUGGGGCUCUGGAUCUCCACAGACUGGCAGGAUACAUCAUCAACACCAUGGCUUCUUUAUGUGCACCUGUGCGUGACCAAGAGAUCAGGGCACUGAGGGACCUCAAGGAGCCCGUGGAGCUCCUGAGGGAGAUCUUCCGCGUCUUGGGCCUGAUGAAGACUGACAUGGUUAACUUCACCAUCCAGAGCCUGAGGCCUCACCUCCUGCAGCAGGCCGUGCAGUACGAGAGGGCCAAAUUCCAGCAGAUUCUGGACAAGCAGCCAGCUUCUCUGGACAAUACCACCGCUUGGCUUCAGGCAGCAAUGUCAGAAGAAGCAUCGGCCCUCAGAGCUCCAUCUGAGUCUCCCAGUCCUGACAGUCAGGGACCUAUCAGCGCCACCGCUGUCCUCAACCGGGCCUACAUGCAUCUGCUACACUGGGACGCGCAAGACCAGAAAUAUCCCGAGACUGUGCUGAUGGACCGAGCCCGUCUGGACGCUCUGGGCCAGCAGCUCCAGAUGCUGGUCCUGGAGGCAUCAGUGCUGCUCCUGACCAACGCUCAGUGUGGGGGCGCCAUUUUCUCUCUGCAGGGGUUUGUAGGUAAACUCAGGCAGUCCGUCGCUGCCCUGCUGGAGGGCAGUCACACCAGGGAAGCUGACCUGAAGCGAGCGCUGCUGGGACUCGGGGAGACCGUACUGCAGCAGGUGACCGAAGCCCUGAGCGGCCAGAGAGGAGCAUCCCUGCCUCAGGAGAGCCUGGAUCUGCUGAAAGGACAAAUAUCUGAGCUGUGGAAGCACAAUAACCCUGUUCGCACACUCAUAGGAGAAAGGGUACAGGGCUUCCUCCAGGCCAUGCUGCAGGGCGGCCCCGCUAAAAGGAGUCCAGAACUGCCCGCUCCCCUCAGGCUGGUGAGUGCUGAGCUCGCCGAGCUGGGGAUGGCCUUUGGGCGAAUCGUCCACUUCAACCGAACAGUCUUCGGUCCCUUCUACGCACCCAUCCUCAGGAAACUGCUGUUCCCACCGGGAGAGGCCGAGACGGGGGAGGACUCGCGUUAGGCUGAGGGUGACCCAGACAACCUCCGGUGACCGUUACAUAAGCUACCUUUUGGCGCUGAAUGUGUAGCUAUAGAGUGUAAAUACAGUGAAUGAGAAUGUUUAAGGGAAACACAUUUAGAGUCUGCAGGAAAGAAAAAGUUGUAUAUUAUUAUAUUUUUUUGGUAAACAAGAAACUAAGUCAAAGCAUGAGGCAGGUGCUGAAUUAUUAUUACAUUAGUAAUAUAAUGCAUCUAAAUCACACGUUUGAGUAAUAGAUUGCGUGAAACAAAAUGAGUAAUAGAAAACUUAGUAUGAGUCAUAAUAAGAGAUUGAUUGUGAUUCUGAAAUGUUUUUGAGAAGGCUGGAAGAAAUGUUAAUUUUCACUCAAGAUAAACACCCUCAGGAAAAGUAUAAAGUACCAAAGAUUAUGCUAACAGUUUGUAAAUAGUACUUCAGUUUUAAAAUGUAGCUGGUUUCUGUUGUUAUCUUUAUGUUUGCAGACAAUUAUGUAUAACGCCAGGUUCAGACACGAGGCAGAAGCAUCGCUGCCUACUUCCUUUCCCCUGAUUUUUUCCCACACAUGAGGAAAUUUCAAAAUCUGCCCUUUCACUGUUCAGUCCCUCCAGGAUUUUGCAAGCUUGUGUUUGUGGUGGUCUAAAAUGACUGAUUUCAAGGCAGGUUUUCUAAAAAAGUGUGAUGCAUGAUGCCAUUUUUUAGGCAUGGCUCCUUGCAGGAGGAGGUGAAAAUUGCAAAAGGAUAAAUGAAAUUAUUAAAAAUUGAAGGCAAGGUUCUAUAGGUUUGAAAUGAAUUUAGCAAUGAAUUUGUGGAAAAGUUGCGUUGAUUGGACAAAAGUGCAGUUUUCACAGUGAUCAGUUGAGUUUACGUUAAUUGUCGCAAUUGCAACCUCCUGGAGGGAUCAAUUUUUAUUAGAAAUAGUAUCACUUAAUUUUUCAACAUAUUUCUAAGUUAGAUGAGCAGAAACACACACACACACUCAGGAAAAAGAGAAGCCCCUCCCUGCAGCUCACACAAGAUGAUGAUCCUUUUAACUUCAUUGUCGCAGAAGAAGCAACAUCCAGGAACACAUUAAAAACAUUAUAAAUUCACGAGGUUAUUAAAAUCAGCUUAAUGUGUGAUUAGAAAAAAGCAGAGGAGCACAAUCUGGCAGCGCUCCCGACUCGUGUCUGAACCCCGUGUAACUUACCAAAGACAGUGAGCACUUUUUUUCAUUCUUUUUUUUUUUUCAUCUUUCUGUAAUUAUAAACCAAAAAUAUAAUCAAUGUUUACUACAGUUGUUGGUAAUAGAGGCGGUGAUGUGUGAAACUGCAGUUAUUUGUAAAUAAAUACCAAAUUGAUUAACUGUAAUUUUAUAGUUUUAGAGUUUAUUACAACAACUGAUACGGUUGAGAUAGCUGUUGUUUGGGAUGCAUCACAUGUUAUGAGCCUGUUAUUUGUUUGCUUUGUGUUUUCAAUUUAUUUUUUAAAGUACACCCUUUACAUGCCAAAUUUUCAUACGGUUGGGAUAUCUGUGCAGCAGCUGGCUGCGAGCGAUAUAUAAAUAUAAAAGGAACUGUGCUGGUAAUGCAGGCACCAUGCAAGAUUAAAUGUGUUGUUCCUACAGUUCCAGGAAGCCGUUGGUUUAUGUUCAUUUCCAGCACUUCCAGUAUGAACACCAUAUACCAGACUCCUGCUUAUGUUGCAUAAUGCAUCACAGUGAACAAUUUGUAUUCACUUUGUGUUACAUUAUUGUUGUGAUGUGUGAUAAGAACAGUAUAAAUCAGAAAAAUAAUGUAACUGAAAAUCUUUCAGACUAGAUGUUCACUGAUGAAGCAACACAAAAUUUCAAUCCUCAAGCAAGAGUCAGCUGGCAUAUUUUCAUAUAGUACGGAAAUGCAUACACACCAAUGGAUACCUGGAAUUCUAGCCAACAUACAUAAACAGUUCUGAAAACAUUGUGGUAUCAUUUGCAAAAUGGUAAGCGUGAGGGAUUUGCAUUCAUAAAACGGGCUAAAACAUGCUAAAUUUGCACAUACAGGUCACACAGGUAAGCAUGUUCUGAAAGAUAAAUGCCUAGAAAUCUUUUGAAAGGUCUUUUAACAACAUUUCCCGCUGUUUUUGAUGGCAUUUUCCAGAAUCCUCAAAGACCCCUCCCCCAUAUGAAUAAAACAACAUUUAAUCUGCUGCAACAUGAAAAAGAUUUUUAACCUGUUUCCCAAACUGCAACUUGAUUUACUAAUCCAGGUCACCAGAAUUCUGCUGCCGCCCAACGUGUUACUGUGUACAAAAAUAUGAUAUAAUGGAAAAUAACAUUAUUAUAAAGAAAUGUAUAAAAGUGUUGUACAAACCAAGCGAGGACCUUUCCUGCUACCGUGGUUACCACCCUGGUUUAGGAGAGUCACAACUUGGGAUAUUUGUUUUUAAUCCUGCGACAAACCAUCAUGAACCAAAGUUUUUUUUAAUCUAAAUGGUUAGAAGAGAUUUAGAGGAUUCUGCAUCAACACAGCAAUAACUGUCUGGGUUUUUCAAACAUCAUAAGGCACUUUGGAAAAUCGGAUGCUUAGCUCUGUGACUUGAAUGUAAUAUAAGCACAAACUGGGGCUAAUCGUUUGUUGAGAUUGAAGUUGCACCACCCACUAAUCUCUAUAGCAGGGGAAACACUGAUAGUGUAAUUGUACAAUAAUUAGCCAUGUUGUUAUAUUUGUUAUAAUUUUAAACAGCUGGUGAAAUGUUUCUU
This is a messenger RNA of Morone saxatilis (striped sea-bass), 4557 nucleotides long. RefSeq names its product T-complex protein 11-like protein 1. The record is from RefSeq and is a predicted model, not a curated record. Bases 387 to 1844 code for a protein of 485 amino acids. Gene Ontology annotation, biological process: regulation of sperm capacitation. Gene Ontology annotation, cellular component: acrosomal vesicle; sperm flagellum. Lineage: Eukaryota; Metazoa; Chordata; Actinopteri; Moronidae. The transcript is spliced from 10 exons.